Molecule: messenger RNA, 450 nt
Organism: Trichoderma asperellum CBS 433.97
Lineage: Eukaryota; Fungi; Ascomycota; Sordariomycetes; Hypocreales; Hypocreaceae
Source: RefSeq, a predicted model, not a curated record
CGUGGACUCGUCAGUUGCGCUAGAGGUCGUCAUCGGCGCGCACUAGCAAGGCACCUUAUGCAUGUCAAAAUUGCUGCCCUCGUCCAGACGUCAAAGUGGCCGCCGUCAUUGGACGCUGGCGCGACGGGGACCCCAGUCGCUUCUCAUUUCUUCAUCGUUGUUACAUACGCCCAUCACACCACUCGAAGCCACUGGCGCUUGUCCCUGGCUGGGCUGGCCUGGGCCUCUCGCUCGCCAGGAACCCGGCGGAGGCUGUCGGCAAGGCGCAGGGGUCCUUUUUUUACGAGCAACGGCUCUGUAGUCUACUGGUUUGCACCAGGGACGGUUUCUACACAAUACGACCCACCGGCGACUGAAUCUGUCAUCGACGCGGACCACACGGCCGCAGUAGUGGUCCGUUGCCCUACUGGCAAGUAGGGGGAAGAGGAGAGCCCUAGGCUUAGGACAGCA